This is a messenger RNA of Gloeophyllum trabeum ATCC 11539, 471 nucleotides long. RefSeq lists its product as uncharacterized. The record is from RefSeq and is a predicted model, not a curated record. NCBI's taxonomy places the organism in Eukaryota, Fungi, Basidiomycota, Agaricomycetes, Gloeophyllales, Gloeophyllaceae. Bases 1 to 471 code for a protein of 156 amino acids. The transcript has a single exon.
AUGUCAUCGUUUCUCAUCCUUGGACUGUUUGCUCUGUCGGCUGGCAAACAUGUCGUCACCAGUCGGCCUGCGCCAAACAGUGACAAGACGACGUCCCAUAUUCUGUACGGCACGUCAUUGAAGCUCACUGAUCAGACCUUAGUCCCUGCUGAGCUGCGUGUGUGGGCUCUGAAGUCAACGCCCAUUCUGCCUGAUGACACCGUCGUAUUCUUGCUCGCAAAGGCUUGCUCGCCUGCAGAUGCUACUGCUGGCACUGUUCUCCUGGAUUCGUUAGUUAUGCAAGCAUUCCCUGGCGACCCCGACUCCGAAUCUUACGAUGACCAUCUCCCUGACGGUCUCGUUCCCUGGGCAAUUGCGAUCGGCCGUACGCUGUCUCAAACACGACCCUUGGGUGAUGGUGUAUCGAAGGGAUUUGAGAUCACCGUCAGCGAGUACGUUCGAGACGAAGCACGCCAAUCAGGCCUGCAGUGA